UCCUCUCCUCGCAACGAGUGUCGCUUGGAUGCGCUGACCCGGACGGGGCGCGCGGGACACGCAGCUCCAGCAGGGCCAUGUCAGAGCGGGAAGAGCGGCGGUUUGUUGAGAUCCCGCGGGAGUCAGUGCGACUCAUGGCUGAGAGUACAGGCUUGGAGCUGAGCGAUGAGGUGGCAGCACUGCUGGCCGAGGACGUGUGCUACCGGCUCCGAGAGGCCACUCAGAACAGCUCUCAGUUCAUGAAGCACACCAAGCGGAGGAGGCUGACUGUGGAGGACUUCAACAGGGCCCUUCGCUGGAGCAGUGUGGAGGCCGUGUGUGGCUACGGGUCCCAGGAGGCCCUGCCUUUGCGCCCCACCAGGGAGGGUGAGCUCUACUUCCCCGAGGACCGAGAGGUGAACCUGGUGGAGCUGGCUCUGGCCACCAACAUCCCCAAAGGCUGCGCAGAGACGGCCGUCAGAGUUCAUGUCUCCUAUCUGGAUGGUAAAGGCAACCUGGCACCCCAAGGCUCAGUGCCCAGUGCAGUGUCUUCACUGACUGAUGAUCUACUCAAGUACUAUCAGCAGGUGACUCGAGCUGUGCUUGGGGACGACCCACAGCUGAUGAAGGUUGCUCUCCAGGACCUGCAGACGAACUCCAAGAUUGCAGCUCUGCUGCCUUACUUUGUCUACGUGGUCAGUGGGGUGAAAUCUGUAAGCCAUGACCUCGAGCAGCUGCACCGGCUGCUACAGGUGGCCCGGAGCCUGGUUCGGAACCCGCACCUCUGCCUGGGGCCCUACGUCCGCUCCUUGGUAGGCAGUGUCCUCUACUGCGUCCUGGAGCCCCUGGCUGCCUCCAUCAACCCCCUCAAUGAUCACUGGACCCUGCGGGAUGGGGCUGCUCUCCUUCUCAGCCACAUCUUCUGGACUCAUGGGGACCUUGUCAGUGGCCUCUACCAGCAGAUCCUGCUGUCCCUGCAGAAGGUGUUGGCAGACCCCGUGCGGCCUCUUUGCUCUCACUAUGGCGCUGUGGUGGGGCUGCAUGCACUUGGCUGGAAGGCCGUGGAGCGCGUCCUGUACCCGCACCUCUCCACCUACUGGACCAACCUGCAGGCCGUGCUGGAUGACUACUCGGUGUCCAACGCGCAGGUCAAGGCUGACGGGCACAAGGUGUACGGCGCCAUCCUGGUGGCCGUGGAGCGCCUGCUGAAGAUG
Molecule: messenger RNA, 1193 nt
Organism: Fukomys damarensis (Damara mole-rat)
Lineage: Eukaryota; Metazoa; Chordata; Mammalia; Rodentia; Bathyergidae
Gene: Taf6l
Product: TATA-box binding protein associated factor 6 like
Exons: 11
Biological process (GO): RNA polymerase II preinitiation complex assembly; transcription initiation at RNA polymerase II promoter
Cellular component (GO): transcription factor TFIID complex; SLIK (SAGA-like) complex; SAGA complex
Molecular function (GO): transcription coactivator activity; protein heterodimerization activity; RNA polymerase II general transcription initiation factor activity
Source: RefSeq, a predicted model, not a curated record